Molecule: messenger RNA, 186 nt
Organism: Dentiscutata erythropus
Lineage: Eukaryota; Fungi; Glomeromycota; Glomeromycetes; Diversisporales; Gigasporaceae
Source: the annotation of a GenBank genome assembly
AUGGAAGUUCAACAAACAGAUCCAAAAUCAACUACUCACCAAUGUUAUUUUGAUGUAUUUUUUAAAAAAGAGCCGUUAUGCAAAGGAGUUUUAAGAGCAAUUAGUUUUUUAACUCAAAUUUCAGAAGAGAAAUGUCAAGAGUUAGAUGGAAAAUAUCUCUAUGCACUUAUAAAUUUAUCUGCUUGA